UGACAGGUGAGCGCGCGCAGCUGGCUGGUCGCUCUGGCGCUUGACAGAUGGAGUUGGUGUGACUCGGAAUCAGGGCUGAAAGAAUCCGGGGGAAAAAAACGGGAAGAAGUUCAGGUUUUAAUCUGCAAUGAGAGCUGAACAGACUGAAAAUGGAGAAAACUCAACAAACUCGCAGAGCGAAAUGCUGAUCAACCAGCUGAGGGAGAUCACUGGCAUCCAGGACCCACAGAUUCUCUACAGAGCCUUGAAUGCCAGUCAGGGUGACAUUGGACAUGCUGUUGGACUGCUAACAACACAGCCUGCAGAGGUUCAGGAUCCUGGAGAACCACAGGAGUCAGGGACCUCUGGAGAAGCCUGGGAGGGCCAAAAAGGGAUUCGUAAAGAUGAACUUCAGGCCGCCAUAGAACUCAGCCUGCAGGAGUCCCACAAUGCCCAGGAGGAGGAGAGGGAAUUUCAUAGAGCUCUGGAGGCCAGUGCGGAGGAGAAUGCAGCAAGAAUGAAGAGGAAAAGAUGUGAAGCCCAGAGUGAGAUGUGCAGCCCUGCAGACUGGAUCCGUCAGGACGACUGGCCUGUGGGCAUUCGCAAUGUGGGAAACACCUGCUGGUUCAGUGCCGUCAUACAGUCACUGUUCCAUCUGCCUGUGUUCAGGAGGCUGGUUCUCAACUACCAUCUGUCUGAGCGAGUCCUGGAGAAGUGUAAGAGCCAUUCAGAUAAGAGGAACAUAGCUUUCAUGCAGGAGCUGCGCUGUCUGUUCGCCCUCAUGGUGGGCUCCACUCGCAGGUUUGUCGAUCCUUCUGCAGCCGUGGAGUUACUGCGAGACGCCUUCAGGACCAAUGAGGCCCAACAGGAUGUCAGUGAGUUUUCCCACAAACUGCUUGACUGGCUAGAGGAUGCAUUUCAGCUGGCUGCCAGUGGAAAUAACGCAGAAGACAAACAACAGAACCCCAUGGUCCAGCUUUUCUAUGGCACCUUUGUGACAGAAAGAAGACAUGAAGGUAAGACGUUAUGUAACACUGAGCAGUUCGGCCAGUACCCCCUUCAAGUCAAUGGCUUCAACAACCUGGAUGAAUGCCUAGAAGGCGCUAUGGUCGAGAAGGAGAUUGAGUCACUGCAUUCGGAUCACAGCAUUACAUCUGGCCGCGAGAGAUGGUUCAAAAAGUUACCACCAGUCUUGACGUUUGAACUGUCUAGAUUUGAAUUCAACACCCAGCUCGGUCGUCCCGAGAAGAUACACAAGAAACUGGAGUUCCCACAAAUCAUUUAUAUGGACAGAUAUCUUCACAAGAACAUAGAGCAGACCCAUGAGAGGAGAGGAGAAGUGAAAAAACUCAAGGAGCAACUUGCAGUCCUUCAACAGAAAUACGAGUGCUACAAAAACUAUGGCUCAGGACCUACCAAGUAUCCUCUGGCAGACAUGCUGCAGUUUGUUUUGGAGUUUGCUACCACCAAGCCCACGAGUGUUUCCCCUGCUGAAGACCUGAGAGUAGCUGCAGCUUCACCGACUCCUGCGAGCCACCCUCUCAGUGAACCCAAAGACAACAGUGAACCUGGAAACUCAGAUUCAUCCGAGGGCCUGGCUUCCAGUGUUUCAAGUUGCCAGCGGACCCCCAUAUACAAGCCCUUCACACAGUGCAGACACCCUGUCGACUGCUCACCACACCCAGCUCCACACAGCAUCACUGAAGAAGAGCUCCACUUUGUUAAGACCUGCCUACAGCGCUGGAGGACCGAAGUAGAAAAUGAUAUAAAUGAGUUAAAGGCCAGCAUCGACAGGCUCACUCAGAUGCUCGAGGGCAUGUACUCAGACAACAGUCUCUGCCAGGUACCAUACAGACUCCAUGCAGUGCUUGUCCAUGAAGGCCAGGCAUCAGCAGGCCAUUACUGGGCCUACAUCUAUGACCACGCCAACCAGCGCUGGAUGAAGUACAAUGAUGUUAGCAUCACCGAAUCAUCAUGGGAGGAGCUGGAGCGAGACUCGUUCGGGGGAAUGACCAAUGCCAGUGCCUACUGCCUGAUGUAUAUUGACGACAGGCUUCCCCACCUUAUUACAGAAGACACAGAUGAUGAGACGGGCCAGGUGCUGCAUGGCAUGGACUCCCUGCCGCCCGUCCUCAGGCGCUACGUCCAUGAAGACAACCGCUGGUUCCAGCAGGAGCUCAGUGAAUGGGAGGAGCAGUUCUGCCAGGUGGCAACCCCACAGGGAGAGUCUACAACAUCCGCGGAGCCUCCAAAUCCUGGUACAGACAAUAUACAGCAAACACCUGUUGAGCCAGCACCCCAGUCAGGACCCUCCACUGAAGAGCUGGACCAGGGAGCUGCUUCAGAGCCACAAGCGGAUCCAGAGGCAGAGGGGGAUCCAGAGCCCGAUACCAGAGAGAAAGCUGAAGAAGAAUCAGAGUUAACACCACCACCACCACCACCACCACAGAGUCCUGGCUGCCAGCCAGACGACAGCAGCAGUGCAGCCAUCACCGACACCCCGGGGCCAAGCCAGAGCUCCACCUCAGCUGAGAAGGAGCUGCAGAGUCAGACUCCUGGCCCUGAAGCAGAGCUUAGUAACCAGGCAUCAUCUGACCUUGAUGUGAAUAAGGAUGACACAGAGGUGGCAGGCCUCAGCUCUGAAGCUGAAGGUGAGCCGGAGGCUUCCAGAGAAGCUCCUGAGCAUGAAGCAGUGCAGGAAGAUGAGGAGCAGCGGCAGGAGGUCCUGGCUAGACAGCGACAGACUGAGAACGAGGUCUCAGAAGUGGAGAUCCCCAACGUGGGUAGGAUCAUGGUGCGGGCUGAUGCCGAUGGAUACAAUGAAGAAAUGAUGCUGACUCCAGCCAUGCAGGGCGUCAUUCUGGCCAUAGCCAAGGCCAGACAAACUUUUGACAAGGAAGGUCCUGAGGCUGGCCUCAUCAAGGCCUUCCACGAGGAGUAUUCCCGCUUGUAUGAGCUCUCCCAGGAGGAGACUACACCCCAAGAGGAUGCUCGUCUGCAGCACGCUCUGGUCUACUUCUUCCAGAACAAGGCACCCAAGCGCAUAAUUGAGAGAACACUGCUGGAGCAGUUUACUGACCGGAACCUGAGCUUCGAUGAGAGGGCCAUCAGUAUCAUGAGGGAAGCUCGAACCAAGCUGCGCCUCAUCAAGCCAGAAGACAUGGACAUGGAUGAAUACAUGCAGUGGCACGAUGACUACAGGCUGUUCAGGACAGUGUUUGUCUACCUGCUGACUGGGCUGGAGCACUACCAACACAGGAAGAUGCGGGAGGCACUGAAUUACCUGGCUCAUGCGUAUGAGACCAACGCCACUCUGCUGAGGAAUGGAGAGAAACGUGGCGUGGACAAUUCUCUUAUUGCAGUGUACAGGAGGAAAUGCCUCACGGCGUUGAACGAAAGUGCAUCGCGGCUGUUUUGCAGCGGUGAGGGGAGCAAGGUGGAGGAGGGAGUCUCCAUCAUGGAUGAGGCCGUAAUCCCCUGCCUUCACCUGAUGAGCCGGGACUCGGCUUUAUCCCAGGAAGACCGGGACGCCAUGGAGAGCAUCCGCAGCCACUGGUGCUGCUGCCUGGGCCAGGACAUGGAUGACUCAUUGCAGAUGAAGCUGGGUGAGUUGCUUCCCAGGGUUCUGGAUGGUUCGGCUGAGACAGUCAUGCUCAAAGACCCACCCAAAGUCCACGUCAACCAGGCCCACGACCUGUGCAGUCGCCUGGCCGCUGUCAUGGAGUCCAUUCACAACACCUCGAUAGUCAUCGUUAAGUAAAGUUCUGAAUGAAACUCCCCAACGGCCUCCUUCAACCGUGCGUCCUUAUUGCGAGCAGCUUGGAUGUUGGAUCGUUCUGUGCCGACAGACUGUGGGUUUGAGACAUCAUGUAGUUUUCAACAGGCCAAUUUGUGUUUUUCAUUUUAUCUGCUAGUUUGGCAUUGCACAUGAAUAUCAUUAAGCUGUAAGCACUCAUCAGGGGUAGGUAGGAGGAUGGGGCAGGGCUGGGGCACCACAUGAAUACUUGCUCAUUACAACAGCAUUACCACAUCAAGAAAAUUUAACCCAGAAGCCUUUAAGAAGUUCUCAACAGGCUUUAGAGCCCUGAAAAUGAUCAAAUUACAUCCUCAGAAGUGUUCCCUCUGCUUGCCCAUCACCAUUAAAAAAAGAACCACUGACAAUAUUUAAAAGUCGUAAUGGCCUUAAAACAGCAGCAGGUUAUGCAAAAGAGGCCUUUAAGGUAGCAGCCCACUGUAUUUUUUUCCUAUAACCUGCAGAAUUGACAACCGCCACAAAGUUCUUUUAUUGACCGAAUAUCAGUUAACAUCUACACAUUAUGACCUUUUUGCCUCAGAUUCUCUUUGUCUGUAAAUACACACUUUUGGUACCUUCUCUCAAGAGAACAUUAUUUACUUGCAUACAGCUCACCCAAUCACCCAAACUAUUAUUCAUGAAACCAACCUGCUGAACAUGGAACCAAAUUACGUCAGCAGAACAACGAAGCAUUAAAUUCUGAGUGGCACUCUCAAAAAAAAAAAAAGAAAAUCAUAUGUGUACAUGUUUUACUGACUGGCAAACUUGUUGACUUUAAAUACGGGCAACUGUCACUCAGCUCUGCAGGGAGUGACUAGAUGGUUGAUUGUGUUGCUAAGCAGUGUGAACGCACGAUGAAGCCUUUAGAUGAGGCUUUAAAAGAAAUCACUAGAUUUGUACUGCACAGUAACAAAUAAUGUUUAUUAGCUUUUUUAAAAAUAUAUGUUUUAUAUUACUUUGUAUACUUCCAAAACAGACUCUAGACAAUUUUACAGGUAGAUGAAGUUCACAAAGAUAUUUACAGCACGGUUAUGCAUAAAAAUAUUAAUGGCAGGGUGUUCUGUACAACUUUUUAAAAAAGGGAUGCUGCACACUCAGAUCUCAGUGUAUCUGUGGACUGGAUCUAAUAGUGAGUGGCAGCUCUUCUUUGUGUGACAGUUCCCUGUUGGACAGCACCUUGCAUAUACGGAUGUGCCUUUUCUGCUUUUUUUAAGGGCUCUCUGUAAACCAUGUAAGCCCUUUGAAAGGAAAAACAUGGGACAACAAGAGAUUAAAUCCUUUUUUUUUCUGGUGUUCCAGAUGCAAAGCAGUAUCAUAAAUGAAUCCUCCCAAUCAGGAUUUUCAGGCCAGCAACAUGGAACUCCUAUAGCAGCCAUCUCUGGCUGCUGAAUUCACACUGUAGUCUGUGAUGAUACUCAAUAAAUGUUUUAAAGGCU
This is a messenger RNA of Toxotes jaculatrix (banded archerfish), 5208 nucleotides long. RefSeq names its product ubiquitin specific peptidase 28 (gene usp28). Gene Ontology annotation, cellular component: nucleus; cytosol. NCBI's taxonomy places the organism in Eukaryota, Metazoa, Chordata, Actinopteri, Toxotidae. The transcript is spliced from 26 exons. Bases 128 to 3739 code for a protein of 1203 amino acids. Gene Ontology annotation, biological process: protein deubiquitination; DNA damage checkpoint signaling; regulation of protein stability. Gene Ontology annotation, molecular function: cysteine-type endopeptidase activity; cysteine-type deubiquitinase activity; protein binding. The record is from RefSeq and is a predicted model, not a curated record.